Molecule: messenger RNA, 4206 nt
Organism: Gryllus bimaculatus (two-spotted cricket)
Lineage: Eukaryota; Metazoa; Arthropoda; Insecta; Orthoptera; Gryllidae
Source: the annotation of a GenBank genome assembly
AUUCGACCAACGCUUGUGCAAUUUCCCAGCAUUCCGUGUUUGGGGAAGCGCGCCGGCCGCCAUUUGUACGUCGCGCCCGGGGUUUGCCGGUGGAUUGUUUCUUGUGGUUGAUGUGUGGUGUUCUUGGAGUGUGUUAAGUAAUAUUUGUUGGAGAGGAGCUGCAUUUUUCCAAAAUGGUUGACAAAAUUGAUAUGAGUUUAGAUGAUAUUAUCAAGUCUAACAAGGCCGCCCGUGGUAGUGGUGGUGGUCGACGCGGAAGAGGAGCACAGAGGGGUUCAACAGUAUCACGUCGAGGAGGAGGAGGACGAGGUUCUUCUAGAGGUAGCGUUGGUCCUGUGAGAAGUCGAAGUCGGGGUUCUGGGAUUCGUAAUACUCCUUAUUCAAGGGGUGACAUUAACAGCAAGUGGCAACAUGAUAUGUUUGAUGGAGCUGGAACCAAGAAGAUUGGAAGACUUGGAUUUGGAAUUGGCGGAUCAAUUGCCACUGGUGGCCCUGGGAAGCUGCUAGUCUCCAACUUGGAUUUUGGAGUUUCAGAUUCUGAUAUUCAGGAGCUGUUUGCUGAAUUCGGGCCACUCAAGUCUGCAGCAGUCCAUUAUGAUCGAUCAGGACGUUCUCUUGGUUCUGCUGAUGUUAUUUUUGAGAGAAAAGCUGAUGCAAUUAAGGCCAUGAAACAAUAUAAUGGAGUGCCAUUAGAUGGUCGAGCAAUGAAUAUUCAGAUGGCAACAUCCGAGAUACCAGCUGUUGGUAGAGGUGGGAGAGUCGGUGGCUCUGGUGGGUUUGUGCAGGGACGAUCCCAAAACCGCAUUGGAGGAAGAGGAGGUGGAGGUGGAGGAAGAGGUGGACGACGUGGUGGCGGUAGAGGGGGGUCACGAGGACAACCCCGAUCCCUUCCCACUGCUGAAGAAUUGGAUGCAGAAUUAGAUGCAUAUGUCAAUAAAGUGAAGUAACAGCACAAGACAGUUCACUUUAAAACAUUGUUGAACCUGUGUUCUAUUGCAGACAGUGUAGAACGUCAUAUAACUCGUGUAAAUUUGAAUUGCCACAUCUUUCAUGAUACAUCUCUUGUCCCACUGAAAUUUGUCAGAAAAAGUGAUGUAUUGUGGUGGCAUUAUCAUAAAAGAGUUUUCUUCUUUUUAAUUUUUUACUAGUGAUGUGGUGAUUUGGCUCAAUAUUAAGCACUAGCUUUGUGCAGACAUCUUGGAAAUUUUCUAUGGAUAACUUUUUAGAAUGUUGAUGUGCCUAAUGGUUUUCAAGCACAUCCAAGUUCAAGAAAAUAAAAUAAAACAGUACAUGUGUACUUUCUAUUAUCAAAGGGGGCAUAUAGAAAUCAGGGAUAUUGUCAAGAUGCCUUCAUUAUGAAUCAACUUUAGAGUAUUAAACACAGUUCAAUGUAAAUUAUCAUUGUAUUUAAUAUGCCAGUUGUGUGUUGGAAGUCAUAUGAAAAGAUGUGUGCUAAAGAAAAGUGGAAUUUCAUGAAUGUUGGGUACAUUUUUACAAGUGUGAUGUGGUAUUUCUGUGUUUAAAAUGUAUAUUAUGUACACAAUAUGUGUACUACUUUUAGAAAUAUGAUGACAUUUUAAUUUAUGUUUAUUUCAAGAAAAUAUAAAGUUUGAAGUACAAAAUGUUUGAUAUUGAAAAUACAUGCUUUUAUAUGAUUUGCCUGCCUAAUGUAAGGUCCUUUCUACUUAAUGUAACAGGAAAAGAUAUGCUGAAAGAACAUAACUUGGAAGGAGAGCCAAAUUUUUCUUCUCCGAAUGGAGAUAUAUUGAAUAAUGGUGUUUAAAUUCCUUCAUGUUUUUGAUACUGAUUUAAGUACUGGAUGUGGAGGUUCAAUAAUUAAAACAAACUAGUCGUCUUCACUUAAAAAUAAAAAAUAGUUUUAGCAAGAAUGUGAUUGCUUUUGAAAGAGUUUGUUUCCAAUCAUAAGUAUAAGGAAUUUAUUGGUCAGUGUUUGUCUUUUGAGUGAACUGCGCAUACAAGAAGUUACAUUUCAAAUUUGUGAAUGAAGUUGUCUUUAUAUUAAACGUCAAAAUUGUUAUGUUUGCUACAGAAAUUCUUAGCAUUUCGAAAAGAAAUCUUGUACUUGGAAAAUAUUGGAAACUUUGAUUACUGUGAAGCUUUACUGCAAUUCAUCCUAGUUCUCCCUGAAGUGUUAGAAAAUGCCUUGAUAAUAUUCUAAAGUCGAUCUCCCCUUUACUGCAAUUUAGAGGAAAAUCUCAAGAUUACUGACUGGCUUGUGUGGAAAUCAAUGCAAGGUUGAGCAGUCAAAAUAUUCCUUCUUUUUACAUAAGUUGAAAUUAGCAAAUUUCAGGGAAAUAAAUAAUGGAAGAAUUGAUUUCACUAGUUGACUUUGUUGAUGUGAUGAGCCAUUGUUAAGUAUGUUAAAUUUUGUUAAAAUAUUGAUUUUAGUGUGAUUGUGAUCCCACUUUCUUAUAGAUUUCACGUAUGCUAAUUUUGCAUUCAGUAAUUCAAUUUAUUUAAAUACAUUUUAGCAGUAAAACUAAUCUUACAUAGUACUUGCUCUAUACUUGAAGUGUUGAAAGUUCAAAAAUUGAAAUCUUAUUAUCAUGUUUUCAAGGGAUUGUAAAUUUUGCAAGCAGGAAGUCUUGUCAAAAUGCUCAUUGUCAUUUUUACAUUUUCUCCUUGGGAACGUAGUAAUGGGGAUUACUAUAAAUAAUACUAAUUAGAUUCACAUAUAAUUAAAUAAACUUAAAUUUAUUGCAAAUAAUCAAAUAGAAACUUAAUUACAUGCAUACAGAAAAAGCAAACCAAACAGUGUGUGUGUUUUCAGUCUAACUCAAAGAAAUUGGUAAUGUUACAGAACAAUAAGACCCAAAAUGGUGGAUGCAGAGUAGGAAACUAUUCUCUGGCUCUGGGUAUGUAAUCAGACCAAAGGUCCAUGAAUACUAUCUUUCUCUCCGUUACACAGUGGUAGGCUCAAGUACACCAAAUUACCUUGCAAUCAAUACAUUCGUUUACUGUUGUACCAAAAAUUGCAUUAAUUGUAGAACGUGUUACAGGCAAAUUUUAAACAUUCUAAAUAGGGACUGUGAAAUGUAGAAAUGAGAAUUGAACAGAAUUGUGAUCUGAAUUAAAAAAAAAUACUGAUGUGUUAUAGAGGAAAACAUGGUAACAAGAUUUCUCUGUGUAUGAUCCGAAAGAAAGUGGAGUAGAAAUUCUGACUUGACGUUUUUUUGUUCCGUUUAGUUUUUCUAAACGCGACCCGAGUAAUUGAUUUGACAACUUGCAUGCUAUUUGAAUUUCAUUUGAAAAGCUGAAGGAAUACUAAGGACUCGUAAAAGUUAAAUUAGUAUAAUUAGUUGUAGAGUAAUUUUUCCAGUUGGCAAAUUACUGUACAACUAAGAAUUCUAAUUGUAAGAAAAAUGGUUGGUUUCUUAUUGGAUGUAAUAUAUAAUGCGAGUAAUUACUGUAUGUUUUGCUGGAUGACAAGCUAAGUAUUCUGCUUCUUUAAAUAAAUCUCCAUAUUGGCUGUGAUAGGACCUGCAACUUUGAUCUACUCAUAGUUGCUUAGUAAUAUUAUACCAGUAUCUAUUGUUGAUCACAUCUUUCAUCUUUAACAUUAAUAAUUUUUAAUCUUCCAAAAAAGCAGCAUUCUUGGAAAUGACUUAGUGUGUGAGAAUAGGAAGAAAUAUGUUUGUAUCAGAACGAGAGUUGGUUUCAAAUAUUAGGAAAUGUAUCUGAUGUAGAUUUCUUUUUUCUUACAAGUCAAGUUAGUGGAAUGAAACUGUGGCUCAUGUUUUCUUUAUCAUUUUAUGAUUUGAUGGAUUGUGUUUAUUGAGUGUAUCUAAUUUGGACAAACAUCUAGUUCCUGUCUUUAUUUUCUCAGAAAGAAAUAAAUAUUAGAUACUAAUGAAUUCUAGUUUUAUUUUUUUAUUUUUUAUACUAACAAGUCUAGUGAAGCAGGCACAAGUGCACUGGAAUGCAUCUAAAUUUGGUAUGAGUUUAUCUUGAACUGUUUCAAAAUAAUUUUUCUGAAAUGACUGUAAAUUUUAAGUUCAGAAUGAAAGUGUACAGAAGUAUUUGAAUUGGGUUGUAGUAUGAUUAUGUGACCUUGGUAUUUCAUUGGGAACAAAUAAAUAUGUUGUCUCAUUUUAUACUGAAAAAUAAUUGAGACCACAUCUGAACUAUGUAGAAAACCCUUCUGUGCAUGCUCCUAAAUUGUGAUUUACAGGUGUGCUCCCUCCA